AUUGUUUUGAUGCAAAAGCUUGAUCAAAGAAGGAAACCUGUUUCGGGUCAUGACAUGGGGUAAUCUUGAUGGGGUCUGAUACAAGUUGGCUCACCAUCUUCAUGGUUUUUUCUUCGUUAUUGUCGACAAUUUCUGGUGCCUCGGACAGCCAUGAUCCAGAUGCUUUAGACGCUUUGUUUCAUUCUUUCGCAAAUCAAACAUUGGCGAAGCACCAUACAGGCACUUUGAACAAAGUUCCCCUUCCUUCAAAUUUCUCUUCCAUUGAAGUUUCCGCCGUCAGGCUGCGCAGUGGCAGUUUGUGGCGGAGAGGAGCCAAUUUGAGCUUUGUUCAGAUCCCACCCAGAGUUAGAACACUUCCGUACGUGAAAAGAUUAGCUAUAGUUUAUGAUAACAUGGGAAAUUUGUCUUCGAAAUUCUAUCAGGUUCCUGGUUUUUCAUUGGUCUCUCCUGUAAUCGGCUUCAACGUUUAUGAUUAUUCAAAUUUAACUACAUUAAGCGAUGAAAGGAUCACACUGAGCAUCGUGAGUGAACCCAUUUCAAUCCAUUUUCCAUAUGUUGAUGCAGAAGACAAAAAUGUGACAGAACUCAAAUGUGUCAGAUUUGGAGCAGGUGGGUCGGUUGAGUUUGAGAACAUGACAGAGAGGAAUGUUUGUGUCACGGGAAAAUCAGGACAUUUUUCUGUUGUGACAUCGUCGAUGGCGGAGGAGAAACGAAGGAUUUGGAAAUGGUGGGUGAUGGGAUUUGUGGCUGGAAUCAUUGGCCUGGUCUUGUUGAUUGUGGCAGGAGUAAUCAUUUGUGGAAUGAGGAGAAGGAUGAAGAUCAAAACUAUGGAGAAAGAAUCUGAUAAAGCUGUUGCUUUGGAUACAUUUUGGGUUGGGGGAGAUAAAAUGCCUUCUGCAUCAAUGACCAGAACACAGCCAGUCCUUGAGCAUGAUUAUGUUCCUUAA
Messenger RNA from Durio zibethinus, 947 nucleotides. RefSeq lists its product as uncharacterized. The record is from RefSeq and is a predicted model, not a curated record. NCBI's taxonomy places the organism in Eukaryota, Viridiplantae, Streptophyta, Magnoliopsida, Malvales, Malvaceae. Gene Ontology annotation, cellular component: membrane.